This is a messenger RNA of Moneuplotes crassus, 2357 nucleotides long. The record is from the annotation of a GenBank genome assembly. NCBI's taxonomy places the organism in Eukaryota, Ciliophora, Spirotrichea, Euplotida, Euplotidae.
UGAAAAUGGAAGAUAGCAGUCAAAGAGAGAGUCAGUGUGGGUGACAUUCCUUAGAGAUGCUUCCCUGUGAGCUCCAAGAAAUGGUACUGUCCUACCUGCCUCAUCCUGAUGUGUUUAAUGUCAUCCAGUGUAGUCACAACAUGUACGACAUUGGAAGAGACCUCUACAGAAAUAAAUUCUUUGACAAAGAAUAUCAUGUAAUGAAGCUUAAGAAGAAGCAAGGAAUCAGACAGCUUAAAGAAGAAUAUAUUAGAAACAGAUUCAAUUUUAUUAAGGAGUAUGGGGACGUACGCACAAGAGUUGUUAAGACUGUAAAGGCUAGCAUCAAGCUAGAUCCCAUUGAAGGGAAAAAAUGAUUAGAAGAAGCAAAAGCAAUACAAAUAGAUUCACUUCAUAGAAAAGGAGCAUUUUCAACUCAUUGUGGAGGAUUUGCUAAUGCUGUUCAAUGCUUCGAUGGAACAGCUUACCUGACUAAAGAACAUGCACUUGAUUUUGGGUUCCAUGAAGUGAUGAACGAAUCUAUUAAUUAUAUCCCAGAAGGGACUUGUGUUAUCCAGAUCGAUUGUGGAUCUACAGAUAUUGUGUAUAUCUCCCCUGAAGAUAAGAAAGAGAGCUAUGGAUAUGCAUACACUAUAAAGAGGACGGAAGAGAAUGAACUGAGUGCCCCAAUUCUUAUAGAUAUUCCUGAAAAGGUUAAGUGGGUCUGCGCAUCAGUAUCCCAUCAGUUUGCAGCAACCAUCGAUGACAGAGUCUAUUGCUGGCUUCCUCAUGCUGAUUGCAAGCCAUUUGAAAUCAAAGGGCUUUUUAAUGACGACAACGAGUAUGAUGAAGAUGGAGUAGUUAUUAAGGAAGAUACCAAAACCUCAGAGAAAGAGGAUGAAGAACUUUCGAUUCAACAGCAACUUGCUAAAUCGACUCAUGAAGAGAAAAAGAGGCAGCUACAAGAACAAGAAAAGCUUGAUAGGAAGGAAAAGAUUGUUCACAAAAUAGUGUGAGGAAAUCACUUCCUCCUUGUUUUGUACAAAUCAGGAGAACUGUUCAAUGUUAGUAUUAAUGAAAACAGUGACUCCCAUCUCAUUGCAAGAAGAGUACAGGAACUUGAAGGCAAAAAUAUCAUGGAUAUUGAAGCCAGCUUCACCCAUUGGAUUGCUUUUGAGAAGACUGAAAUUAAGCCAAUUACAGAGUGGGAUAAUAUGCAAACAUCUGAAUGGUUUAAAAGAAUUGGGUUCGAUCAAUGUGGAAACCUUGCAAAAUACCACAACAUUGAAGGAAAAACUGUUUAUAAUGCAGAUGAGGAUUAUAUGGAGGAUGUUCUUGGUAUUUUAGAUCCUGUUGAUCAGCAAAAAUUAAGAUAUGAGAUCAACCAAGUAAGAGAAACAAAAUAUAAGGAUAUCAAUCUCUAUGGAUAUGGAGCUAAUUACUAUGGACAACUAGGACUAUUUGAUAAGCAUGCUUCAAUUCCUAAGAAAAUCCCGCUGCCACCUCUAUCAUACAAGGAUGAUUAUAUUCUGAGAUUCGCAUGCGGUAGGAGGAACACUGCAAUUCUUACUAAAAAGGGAGAACUUUGGAUAUGUGGCCACUGCAGACACGAUUUAAAGAAAAAGGUGAACAAGGAAAAGGUGAACAAGGAAAUGGACAAAGAUGAUAACUCCUCGAGUGAUGAAGAAAAGAAGACUGUCAAAAAGACAAAGAAAGAGAUUCUCAAAGCAGCAGGUAAAGGAAAGAAAGCAGGUAAGAAAAUGCAUGGCCACAAGAAUGUAAAAUUUGGAAGUGAGCAAUUUGAAGACUAUCUGGAAGAACUUGAAGAAGACAAUAGUAGAAAGAAGAACUUUAGGAAGACAAGACACAGUAAGCAUAAACACAAUAGGAAGACCCAAUAUAUGAGAGAGGAAAAGAAGAAAGUUUAUGAUAAAGAGAUGAGCUUAGAUCAUAGAUUUGUCAACUUCACUGAUGUAUUUACUAAAAAUGAGAAGAAUAUCCCCUAUAAAAUCUGUAAUGUAAGCCUCGGAAUUAUGGACUUCGCAGUCGUGAUGGCAUACAGAAAUGAAAAAAUUGAAAAAGUAGCUACAAAAGGGGACAAACUAAAAGAAAAGAAGAAACUCUGCACUAUUGACAAGAUUCUGACACAGUUGCAAAAGACUAGAAAAUUUGACAUUGAUGAUUUCACUAUCAACUACAUUGACAGAUUUAGCGGGAUUGUUGAGGUGCAACUCAGAAAGUUCCUUAAAUCAUCUGACAUUCCUCUGCAUAGGAUUCAAACUUUGAAGAAAGAUAUGGAGGUCUACUGGGAUAAGAAAGAUAGAAUCGACCUCUUCCAAUUCAACUAAUGUUAUUAUUUAACUUAUAUUCCAAUUUUA